Xiphias gladius (swordfish) is the source of this 2311-nucleotide messenger RNA. RefSeq names its product glycogen synthase kinase binding protein. The coding region runs from base 491 to 1006 and encodes 171 amino acids. The record is from RefSeq and is a predicted model, not a curated record. Gene Ontology annotation, cellular component: cytoplasm. The transcript has a single exon. Lineage: Eukaryota; Metazoa; Chordata; Actinopteri; Istiophoriformes; Xiphiidae.
GGGUUUCAUCAUUUCUGUUUAAUAACCACACACCAAAAAAAAGUGCUUUGUUUGUUUUGCCUGGAUAGACAGCAGCAGACAGUUGGGAGUUAUGUAAUGUCCAUUUGGAGGGAGCAGUCCAAAGCCGGAGCGUGCUCGGGUUGAGGCGGGGAACCGGAGCACCUGCAAAAAACCGUACACGGGCGUUACAGUCCACCGGUUACGUGGCACAGCUGUAAAUAAUUUUAUAGCUUGAUAGAAUCUCGGCCUGGCGAUUGGUUGCGCGAGUCACGCACAACCACGCCAUUUAUUUUGGUCUGCGAAACCCCCCUCCGCCUCGCGGGGCAUGUGGUAGCGUCCACAACGCGUCACCCAUUGUUUACAAAUCAAGUCGGGUUGUUGGUUAGUGCCGAGCGGCGUGGUGAGAGCGAGAAGCUGCCCAGGGCUCUCAUUCAUCCCAACAACAAAACACCGACACAUCCGACCGGAGACCCGACGAGAACCCGCCACGAUGCCCUGUCGGAAGGAGAACUACAUCUUUCUGGAGCAGUCCGUCACCGUCGGCUCCAAAGAGGUGGACGCGCUGGUGACGAAAAUCGGCGAAGCGCUGCAGCUCCACAACAAUAGCGGCGGCCACCAGAAGACGGUGUCCGUGUCCAUGUCCUGCCUGCACGGGCUCACCAGCAGCGGCGCCGGUGGGGUCAAGCCGGCGGCUAUCAUCGGCGGCAGCACGGGAGCUCCGGUGCAGAAACGCAACGGCUGCUGCAUGAGGCUGCGGAACCGGGGACACCGGGGGAGCAGCAGGGCAAGCCCGUACAACAUCCCCGGAUCUAACGGCGAGCAGGACUGGGACCAAAUAAAACCGUGGAACAAAAAGAGGAUCGCCGUGGAGGAGGACGAUCCGCACCGGCUGCUGCAGGAGUUAAUUUUAUCGGGGAAUCUGAUAAAAGAGGCCGUGAGGAGGCUGCAGUUCUCCGCCGCAGACUGUGGAGAUUUCCCCAAGGCGGCGGACAACGUGCCGUGCUGAUAAAGCAACGGACGAACCGUGGACGGGGGUUUCCGCCGCAGCGUGGCCCCCCCUCGCCUCCCCAGUGGGUGAACGCCAACACUGAGACUGUACACACGGACAGUUUAAAACUAAAUUUCACAGGACUGGUAGCUAUGUUUUCGAAUUACAUGAAUUUUUCAUCGACUCGUCUGUAACGCUCGUUACGCUACGUGGGCUGGCUGUUAGCCGAGCUGACUAGCUAGCCACCCGGCUAAUGAGCCGUGUUGUUUAUGUUUGAAUGUCAACUUGUGGGUCCGACGUUCGGGGUGGGGGGUGGGGGGGUGCAGUGGAGGUUAGAGCCACCCGAAAGCCCACUUUACCGACCUUUCCAUUAGCAUCUUUAGAAAAAGCUAAUGUUAGUCUCCCGAGAUGUAAAAUGAAGACACACAACACGCUUGUGUGUGUGUGAACAUGGAGUCGUUUGAUUCCUGAACAAUGGCUUUUCUUUUCUGAUUCAUGAAUGGUGGAGUGGCAGGAAGUCCUAGCUUACUCGUUUUUUAUAUAUAUAUAUAUAUUAACCACUGCAUCCCGGAAUUUUUUCAUUUGUUUUUUUGUUUGUUUUUUUUGGGGGGGGGGGUCGUGGCUGAAGUUUAAACUAGCCAUUCCCUGCUUUGGCAGACCAUUAAUGUGGGUGGUUGGGUGGUUUAGUUCAUUUUGUUUACAAUCUAAUGCUGGGUGGUAAGAGCCCUUGUACAGACAAGAGAAAGACCUCCCCCCCCUUCUCAAUUCAUUUUGGGUUGUUCAGUGGGUUGUCCUUUAACUGCCCUCGGAGCAGCUCCUUUCACUGGCUUACUCAACCUCAACCACACACGUCAGUGAAAUGAGCCUCGGUGAUGCUGGUCUAUAUUCAAAAAGCUGAUGUUUUAGCCCCGAAUGGCACGUAAUGUUUUCCUAGGGUCCCGCGGACAACACGCUGUGCCUCUGUCAACGGCAGCUCCACAUUUCUCUUCUAAAUAUAUUUUUCAUAGGGGAACAUGGACACCAAACAACAUGUGGGGGGCAUGGGAAAGAGGAGAAAACGCACCCUUUUCCCACAGGGCUUUGGGUGAUGUGUGACUGUUUGUUUGUAAUGCUUGGGGAAAAGGUCGGCCGUCACGUGACAACACUUUUGUGGUGCUUUCACCUUUUUGGAAUUCCAAGGUGGAGUUCUGUUUGUUUUUUAUUUGUUUCUUCUCUGUGUAAAGAAAAAUCACCAUGACUGCUUCGUAACGAAGUAUCUGAUAAUGUUCCUGAGUAUUCAGGGCCUUUUUUUUGUUGUCUUAAUAAACACAUUUUUGUUUUUCC